This is a messenger RNA of Physella acuta, 2569 nucleotides long. RefSeq lists its product as uncharacterized. The record is from RefSeq and is a predicted model, not a curated record. Lineage: Eukaryota; Metazoa; Mollusca; Gastropoda; Physidae. Gene Ontology annotation, molecular function: GTP binding.
AUCACACGUCGAUGUAGCCGAAACAGAAAGUAAAUUUUGUUUUGGUGUUAGUUUUCCCUUACUGUUUUGAUGUAGAAAGGAUUAGAACUCGCCAUGAGUGAAGGAAAUAGCCGUCUUUUUUUUGUCGGGAGGUCGGGGAAUGGAGUGACAUCUACAAUAACAUCAUUCCUAUCCGAAAACAAUCAAGUACCAGGCAAAUCAAAAUUGUAUCAGAUAUAUAAGGACGAUGUGUUUGUAGCUGUAGAUGGUUCAGGGAUAGGUGAUGGUGGAGAGGAUAUGAAACAUUCUGAUGAGGACGUUUGGCAGUCUAUAAAAAGCAUUUUGGAGGAAAUUGGAGAAGAUUUUGAAGCACUAAUAUGUGUUUUCAAGUACGGAGUUCGCUUCACAAAGCAGGAAAAAGAUUCUGUAGAUAAAGUAAAAGAUUAUUUUGGUGAGAACAUUUUUAAGGAGAGGGGAAUAAUCGUGCUGACUUAUGGGGAUAAUUUUGACUUGGGCAAUAAUCAAUCAUUUGAAGAAUGGUGCAACGUACAGAGGGGCGUUUUCAAUGAACUUUUGUCAACAUGUAAUGGCAGAAUUGUGUUGUUUGAUAAUCGUACAAAAGAUGUGAUUCAAGUAAAUAAACAAAGGGAACAACUCAAGAAAGCUGUAGAAAGUCUAAGAACAACGAAACCAGACAGAUUUUCGUCUGUACCGGCAUUAUCACAUGAACAAGCUGUAGAAAAUCUAACACCUGACAUAAAAUCGACCAUACCAGUACCAUUAUAUGAACAAGCUGUUGGACUAUAUCCAACUUUACCCCCGGGAAAUACUCAAGAAUAUAGCGUCACACCUUCUAAGCCAGGACAAGCUGAUGUAACCACGAACGAUGGAGAUCAAAUUUCAAACAGCUCUCAGCAGAUACUCCUGCCUAAAAGUGAGCCAAGUUCAGGGGCAGACGGCGGUUUUCAUGAAGUGGCAGGUAUGGCUGAGACGUCGCACGUCAACACUGAUGUUCAGGAAGAGUCACAGACAAGAUUUGAGGGCCAAAGGGAUCCAUUGCAGGCUAUGCUGGUUGAAAUCAAGGCCGGGAACCGCCGCAUUCUGUGGUUCUUGAGUAUUGCAAUGUUUGUAAUCUGUGGUAUAGGUGCUGUCAUAUGUUUAAAAUUAUUUCACGUUAUUUAACCACGAUUUUGAUAAGACUAUAUUUAUACGUGUGACAACUAAAAAAAACUAAAAAUAAAUUUUGUUAUUACUUUUAAAUAUUUUUACACGUAUAUGUAAUUGAAUCCAAUUUUUCUUAAAACCUUUUUUGCAAACAUUUGAAAAUAUUUGUGUAUACUCAAGUAUUAACAAUAAAUAUCUUUGUAUGGGACGGCGUCACGAAAUAAGUAUAAACAAAUAUAGUGCAAUAUACAUUUUAUAUCAGAAAUCAAUUGGUCUGAUGUGUCGUUGUUUAUCAAACAAGGGAGUUCAUCUUUGUAAAAGGGCGAAACUUUGUGAGAACUUUCUUUUAAAGUACAUUUUAUUUUAUUUUAUAAGGCGAGUUUAGAUUUGAAAUUCACUUUUUUAUCGUUGACAGUUUAUAAUAAUAUUGAUUAAACGCUGUUGUAUUUCAGAAGCUUUUUUAGCGUAGGAUUGGUAAACAUCUUUAGCCUUUACAUUGUUCUUUUGUUAGGUUUUGAUAAUAAUUUUAACAUGUUUUUGUCAUUCCAUGCUUAACUGUCAACAUCUUUUAUUCAGAACGAUGCAUCCUCGCCACAAUAUGUGCAUUUAAUUGACUUAAUGUUAUCUAAAUUUUACAAGCUUGUAUCUAUUUUACUAACUUUGCUUGUGCAUUUGUGACAAAUAUUGUAACUCGAUUUUCACCCACUUCUAAUGCAGCGAUUUCGUUAAAACUUCUCAGAUAUGUUCUUCUUAAAUGAUAAUGCAAGAAUAUAUAAUUAAUUUUUAGUCUAGUUAGAUAGACAACUUAAUUUUAAAAUUACUAUAAUCAACUAUAAAAGAAGAGAAAUAUUGUUUUUAAAAUCCUAACACUUGAUUUAUCAGAGAGGCGACGAGGGCGAACAGUUUGUCACAGUUGGCUGAUUUGGUGUCAGAAGUGUGAGACAUGCUUGAUUAAACCAAAGUCAAUACAUUUUUUAUUGACAGUUUUUUUAAAUAAUUUUAGAAUACGUUUUAUUUACACCGGGAUAAUUUGGUUUGUUUUUGCUUUGUAUUUUUGUAUGGUUCUUGUCAACAAAUGCUAAUGUUAAGCAUCUUAUAUCUUUUUUGAAAACUGAAGGCAUGAAAUUAUUUUAGAAUAAAUGCAGUGCCAGUUAACAUGUGACCAGCCAUUGUUUCCACUCUUGAAACGUUUUCCGUAUAAUAAAAUUCCCUUUAUGGCAUUUGUUUUUUAAAUAAAGCUAAUUCGUUUUAUUUUCUUAUUUUCAGUGAAUUUAAACGCGUGUUAUUAUAAAGGUUUUAUAUUUGUUGUAUUAGUGCCUAUUAAUACCUUCCAAAUAUAAAAUAUUACAUGGUUAAAACACAUUAUAUGACAGUCACCAUGAAGAAACCAAAAUAGAUAAAACUAUUCAUUUGUAAAUUAUAGCAG